Pyricularia oryzae 70-15 is the source of this 312-nucleotide messenger RNA. RefSeq lists its product as uncharacterized. Lineage: Eukaryota; Fungi; Ascomycota; Sordariomycetes; Magnaporthales; Pyriculariaceae. The coding region runs from base 1 to 312 and encodes 103 amino acids. The transcript is spliced from 5 exons. The record is from RefSeq and is a predicted model, not a curated record.
AUGACUAAGCGACAGCCCAGUGGCUGUCCUUCAGAUUUGGGGUAUUAUAUAACGGGGUUAUUACCAUCCACCGUUAUUUUUAUAAUAUAUUGCCAAUUUUAUUUAGUGCCGAAGUGGAGUGGGGAAUGGUGGAAUUCCGUUACUUUGUUAAUGCAGGAAUGCAACUUAAAGGUCAGCGAGUGGGUUUUUCGGAAAUUCAUUCGCGGCACCGGAACCUUUUCUGGCGUGCGGACCCCCAUUUCGAUGUCGGAGAUGCAUUUCUACCUAUUAUUUAGCGCUUUUAGCACUGGUUAUUUACCACGCCGCACCUAG